Messenger RNA from Tyto alba (common barn owl), 4965 nucleotides. Its product is annotated as ligand of Numb protein X 2. The transcript has 12 exons. Bases 501 to 2558 code for a protein of 685 amino acids. Gene Ontology annotation, molecular function: metal ion binding; ubiquitin-protein transferase activity; protein binding. NCBI's taxonomy places the organism in Eukaryota, Metazoa, Chordata, Aves, Strigiformes, Tytonidae. The record is from RefSeq and is a predicted model, not a curated record.
GGUGAGGGGAGGGCAGGGCUGAGCCGUGCCGGGCGGGCGACACCUGGGCGGCUGCGCUGCCUCCUCCUCCUCUCACGGUAGGUUUCGACUUUCUUCCCCGCCCGGAAACUUGGUGGUGGAGCCGCGUUUUUGCCGCUGUCGCAGGCCGAGUUGGCGCUGAGGUUUCCCUCGCCUUCUCCUUCCCCUUCCCCGGGGGCGAGCGAGCCCCCUUUGCCGCCCCCGGCGCCUCCAGGUGCAGAACUGCUUUCAUGCUGCUGGAUCGCCUAUGGUGACUGCAACAGUAAUAGCCAUCAGGGCUGGCUAGUUAUGAAGAUUUAUACCCAAGACAAAGCUCUGCACAUCUGCACAUUACAUGCUUAUUUCAGACUUUGAAAACCAUGGUGCUAUUUUCUUUCUAUAUACAAGGACUUUACAGGUGGACACACAGACAGUGACUUGAGGGCCUCUGUCAGACAGCUGCUACGUGACCAGUUUCCUUGCUGCUGGGCCGAGAGUGCCUGAUGCUGGCUCUCAUGGCUGAUCCCGGAGCAGAAGAACACGCGUCCCAAGUUAGUGAGCUCUGCUGCGAGUGCGGUCAGUUCCACCUCUUGCUGGACAAUCACCUCUACAACUUCCAGGAUGAAGUGGACGAUGAACUCAUCUGCCAUAUCUGCCUUCAGCCUCUGCUCCAACCUAUGGACACCCCCUGUGGACAUACGUACUGUUUCAAGUGCCUUGAAAACUUCAUGCAGGAGUAUAACUUUUGUCCUAUGGAUCGGAAAAAGCUCUCUUUCCAGCAGUGCCACAAGUCCAGCCUUCUAGUACGAAACCUGUUGGAUAAGCUAAUUGUCUUCUGUCCUUUCAAGGCAGAGUGUCAGCAGACGAUGCAGCGGUGUGAACUAGAAGCUCAUCUGCAGAACAGGUGUCCUGGUUUCAAGAAAUACAAAUCUGAACUACAACAGAAAAAGCAUCCCAUUUCCAAAGGGAAGGAAGAUCCUCCUUCCAAGGUGGAGACAAGCACGCCCAAGGAUCCAGAGGUACCGAGUGGAGGAUCGUCGCUCGUGGCAGAAAGCUCUGGAGCUGCUGUGGUAUCACUAGGGACUGCAGAGCCUGGACUGGUUAAUCCAGCUUUUGAAGAGACUGAAGAAGACCUUCCUCAGAGAACUAGUCUUGUGGCUGAAACAACCACAAUUGAAAUUCAUCGGGAAGACCCAGAAGAGGAGCUGGGGAUGAGGAUAGUUGGGGGUAAAGACACUCCCCUAGGAAACAUUGUUGUUCAGGAAGUCUUGCGGGAUUCUGUCAUUGCUGCAGAUGGAAGAAUAGCACCUGGGGACCAUAUUCUUGAGGUGAAUGGCGUCAACAUCAGCAGUGUGACUCACUGCCAAGCUGUCUCCUUCCUGCGCCACCCAGGUCCUGUUCUCCACCUCAUGGUCCUGCAGGAGAAGGGUUUUUCCAAUAAGACUGCGCAGCAGGAUUCCACUUCUGCUACGAAUCGGGAAGUGAUCCAGGUUACCUUGAUAAAGAGAGACCGAUCCGAACCCUUGGGAAUCAAACUGAUCAGGAAAACCGAUGAGGCAGGGAUUUUUAUUCUAGAUCUGUUAGAGGGAGGUUUGGCAGCCAAAAAUGGAAAGCUGAGUCGGAAUGACAGAGUCCUCUCAAUAAAUGGCCAGGAUUUGAGGCAAGGAACACCUGAGGCUGCUGCACAGAUAAUCCAGACCACUGAAUCAAGAGUGAACUUUGUCAUCCUGAGGCAGCAAGGCGUACAGCUGGCGGACCCGGUAGAAGAUGGUAGCACAUCAAAUAACAGCAGCAGCAGCAGCAGCAAUGGAGGAAGUCCGGUGCACCACCGGAGACGACUGGAUCAGAAUCACUACAGACGAAAAUCAAAUUACCAGAAGGAUUUACCUCAGGGAUAUGCAAGUCAUGAAAAGACAGUUGCAAUAAAAAAGGAACCAAAGGAAUCUUUAGGGAUAACGAUUGGAGGUGGAAGGGAUAACAAAAACAAGCUCCCUAUAUAUGUAACGAGUGUGCAGCCCAUAGGAUGCCUCUUCAGAGACGGCAGAAUCAAGCGAGGAGAUGUACUUUUGAGCAUAAAUGGCAUUGAUUUGACUCAUCUGAACUACUAUGAAGCUGUCUCAGCACUGAAAUCUAAUGCAGCUUCCCACUCAGUUGUACUGAAAGCCUUGGAAAUCCUUUCAUUGAACUCGACAGAUCCAUCUCUGGACAUCAAGGAGCAAGGAUUCAGCUGGUCUCCCCUCUGGAUCACCUGGCUCGGAUUGCCCAGCUACCUUCACUGCUGUCAAGAUAUCGUCCUUAGUAAAGGUAACCUGGAAAGCUGGGGGUUCAGCAUUGUAGGAGGCUUUGAGGAAAGCAAAGGAAACCAGCCAUUCUUCAUCAAAACCAUAGUGCCCGGGACUCCCGCCUUCCGAGACAGGAAACUGAAGUGUGGAGAUGAAAUCGUGGCAGUAAACGGAGUGCCAGCGAUAGGAAUGAGCAACUCGGAGCUAAUCCCCAUGCUGAAGGAGCAAAGGAACAAAGUCACGCUGACGGUGGUGUCCUGGCCGGGAAGCCUCGUGUGAAAGCUCAGACCAGACACACGCCACUGCCAGGUACCAGGUCUCACUUGGCCACCACCCAAAGCUAAACGUGACAGAUAAACCAAGGGACUGCCAAGUGCAGCGCCACGGAAGCCUUUGAGCUUUUUGCAGAAAACAUUUCUUUACUGUGCUGAGAUCAUCAACAGAUCUGGUUGUUGGAUUCAAAGGAACAGUUAACGUGAGCAGUUGGUGUAGCUUCACGGGCCCCUUAAAGCUCUUUAGGGUUGGUGUUGCAGAGGAAGCUCUCUUCCCUGUUUCUCUACAACUUGCCUUCGAGGUGCUCUCCUCAAUUUGUAGAGCUCUAGCUUUCCAUUUAAGAUUUUGAAAAGGUUAAAACAGGCAUGACUGGCCUGAUUUCCUAGGGUAGUUUAACACGGUCCCGCUGCUGAUCUCUGACUACCAGUCUUGGACAUUGAAGCAUUUUAUACAUGUUUUUAAAAGUCACUGAUAAAACUGUAACAAUGAGGACCCAAUUAGGCAGUUCCUAUAGCCCCCAGUCUCGAUAUUUUUAGGUCACAGAAACAUAAAUUAAUGUGAUUAUACAAUAAAAACCCUGCUGUAACUCUCAGAGCUGCCUGGUUAUGGUGGAGCUGGGCUGACCUGUAUGAAGGUCCUAGCACCAGGCAGCUGGUGUGAAUCCUGAUGUAGGAUCCUGCCAAACCAGAGUUACCAUAACACAAAGUUCUGCGUGAUGUCGGCCGCUUACCAGCGGUCUGCUCUUGGUGAAAGGUGUCUCAGCCUCGAGGGGCAACCAGGAGAGGUGGCCCAGCUCUAGGGGAGAUCAGAGUCACACGGCGCGUGUUUAGGGAGAGGAGUGGCUGGUUUGCAGUGAGAUCGGAGGUGAGGGAGAAGGGAUGCACGAGGCUCCUUGUCCCCACAACCUUGUUCCUCUGCAGCCUCUACCAAACUACCGCUGCUUUGGUUAAGGAAUCGAGUGCAUCCUCCACAGUAGCCAGAGCUAAGGAAUUUAAUUUUCACCCCCUUCCUCAGCUCGGUUUCGUGGUUUUAUGACCUGGUAAAAUGACCAGCUUUUCCCACAGAAGGUAGAUGAUUAAGCAAACAGGCUCCCAGAAACCUCAGUCCCGGGCUGCUGCUGUCUUAUCUUUAUCAGUUCCCCAGAGCUCAGGGGCGGGAGGACAGCCCAGGAGCAGCAGGCAGGUGCCAGGAGCUCCUGCAGUUCUGCUCCCGUCCCUCCUGCAGCUGGAGCAAGCUCUCAGCUCGCUGGCUCAGGGUGAGCCCCACCGUCCGCAAUAAGCCACCGCAGGAGAGGGCCGCGUGCCCACGGCGCUGCCGCUCCAACCCCCGCGGCGGCUCCAAUUUAGAAGAGAACAACUGAAGCCAAGGCAGGUGGCUCUGACCUGUGACACCUUGUGAAGUUCCCACCUGCAACCCCCCCCCAGGAAGCAGCUUCCUUUUUCAGCAGGUUGUUAAUCGGCACUAGAAAUGACAAACCCUUCUCAAACCAGGUUGCACUGAGAGAUCUUUCCCCUUCUUCCGCCGUGCCCUUCCCAGGGCCAGCUCAGAUUAAAAGAAUCAAAGGAGUUUCUUUCCCCUGGAAAGAUGCUACCUAGAAUGAAUGUUUAAUUCCUUGUUGUAGCAAACUGUGCCCAGCAUUGUCUUAAGGCUGGCCACUUCAUAAUUAGCAGAGUAGAAUUGUUCCUUGCUAGAUGACUUAGUUGUUUGCAUAGAGUGACUUCACUUCCUCGGCUCUCAGCUCCAGGCAGCAUGGAGCAGGACCUGCUAUCAGAGCCUCGUGUACAGAAAUAGUUUAGGAUCCAAUCGUCACAAAAGCUUUCCUGGCACACGGUGUGGCCUCUUUUCUUUGCUCGAUAAAUACCGCUGAGGACUCUGACAGCAGAGACAGCGCGUGGCCAGCUGGGCUCUGGGGCCUUUUUUCCCCUGUUGUUUCUACAGAAUGCUGAGAGCCAAAGAAUUCACAAGUCAGAAAGGUGCCUGUGGAAAACCAGUCACUCGACUUCUGUCUGACACAAAGGAACAGAAGAACCUGCAGCAAUUUUUUGUCUCUUUCCAAUCAAUGUGCAGAAUCUGGGCCUGGUGUGGAACAGUAAAUAUUGAUGUAGAUAGAGAGAGGGCGAUUCCUACUGAGUAGUACCAAAUGUCACUUGUAUAAAGUACAGUAGGAAAAAGCCGGGCAGCUGGUGGUCAGGCAGCUGAAGUGAAGAGGAUGCUGCAGAAAGCAGCUUGAUUUUUCCUGUUGCUCCAUCUCGUUUCAAGGUGCCUUCGACUUCACCAAAAAGUCCUAGUAAUUUAAAUAUUGUUUCCAAGAUCAGCUUGUUAAUAGAUGUUGAAUUUGUUUUGAUGCCUUUAUAAAUUAUUGCGAUAUUACUGAAAAACAUGGAUUAGAGGUGUUGUUUUUUUUUUUUUUUUA